This is a messenger RNA of Hibiscus syriacus, 846 nucleotides long. RefSeq names its product structural maintenance of chromosomes protein 6B-like. The transcript is spliced from 3 exons. Bases 193 to 513 code for a protein of 106 amino acids. The record is from RefSeq and is a predicted model, not a curated record. NCBI's taxonomy places the organism in Eukaryota, Viridiplantae, Streptophyta, Magnoliopsida, Malvales, Malvaceae.
CCUGGCACAUAAUGCCUACCUUUAAAAGUAAAAUUGUGUUGUUGUCACCGACUCUGUGUGCCUUAAUUCAUUGUAUAGGCUCGUGGGUGUGAUAAUUACCGAUGGCAAGAAUUCCCUUCAUCUUCCCUAAGCAUAUCUUUUUAAUCAUUCUCUUUGUUGUUUGUAUCUCUUUUUGGGUUAAUAUAUGCCAGUAUGCCCUAUGAUCAAUGCUUCACUUGUGUUAUGCAGAAAAGCCGCUUGGAUGUGGAGAGUGAUUUCAUGGUUAAGAGAAUGAAACUGGGGGAUGUGCAGAAGUCACAUGCUCUUGAUGCUAUUGUGUUGCCUGAGUCAACUACUAAUGAACUUCUUCAAGAAAUUUUAGAUGCUAAAAUGUUGAUCAAGAAGGAGGCGUUGCUAGAAAAGCUUAAAGAGAAGUUUAAUGCAGCAGAAGAAAAAACCAAAACUCUUGAUUUAUCAUUUGAAGAUUUUGGGGAAUCAACAAAGGAGGAGGUUGAAGCUUUUCAGGAAGCAUAGGAGGAACUAACAAAGAGAGAGAAAGAGAGUAAUAAUGCAGAAGCAGUCUACCUUUUGCUCCAUUAAUUUUUUAUUCAUUUACUUCUACAAUUAUCGUGUGGAAACUUGAAUUUAGAAAUUGAAGUUUAUGUUUCAGAAUAGGGUCCACUACGAAUAUGUUAUGAAAGAAAAGGUUCUUCCUCAAAUCAAUGAGGCAGAGGCAGAGGCAGAAUAAAAAGAAUCGUAUGGUUGAUAAUUAUGCCUUUCUAGAUAUACUAACCAAUUGUAGCCCAUGUUAUAUUUUGCAGCGUUGCAGGAGAGCUAUAGAAAGACUUUUUAACAUUUGUCCUGAGA